GAUAGUGGCUCAGACGCUUUACCGGCUCACCUUGGCUAUCGUGUCAACUGGUGAGCAUACCUCCGCGUAAAUUCCCAACAUCCGCUUCUGACUGACAGCGGCGAGGAUUCCCCCCCUCAGGAGAGACUGGGGCUGCAUCCUCUGAAGCUGUUCAUGCCGGAUAAAGUUUAUGAGCAGCUUGGUAGAGGAGAGGAGACAAAGACCAAACUGCAUACCUUUCGAUAAACUUACUGGGAAGUCAGACUGUCGCCACCCGAAAUGGGCACCUUGCGCGACCUCCAGUACGCGCUCCAGGAGAAGAUCGAGGAGCUGCGUCAAAGGGACGCGCUUAUCGACGAGCUGGAGCUGGAGCUCGACCAGAAAGACGAGCUUAUACAGAGACUACAGACCGAGCUGGACAAAUACCGCUCAGUUAUCAAACCGGCGACCCAGCAGGUCGUCAAGCAGAGUGAGCUGCACGAACAGCAGCGCACGAAGAGGCAGGCAAUAUCGGCCGAACCCACCGCCUUCGACAUCCAGGAUCUUAGCCAUGUCACCCUACCUUUCAACCCCAAAAGCCCACAGUCUAAAGAUCUGAUCAAGGAGGCCAUCUUGGACAAUGAUUUCAUGAAGAACCUGGAGCUAUCGCAGAUCCAAGAGAUCGUGGACUGCAUGUACCCUGUGGACUAUGGGAAGGACAGCUGUAUCAUCAAGGAGGGCGAUGUGGGCUCGCUGGUCUACGUCAUGGAAGACGGGAAGGUGGAGGUGACGAAGGAGAGCAUGAAGCUCUGCACCAUGGGACCGGGGAAGGUGUUCGGAGAGCUGGCUAUUCUCUACAACUGCACCAGGACUGCCACGGUCAAAACUCUAACAAAUGUGAAGCUGUGGGCCAUCGACAGACAAUGUUUUCAGACCAUCAUGAUGAGGACGGGUCUCAUCAAGCACACAGAGUACAUGGAGUUUCUGAAAAGCGUUCCCACAUUCCACGACUUGCAGGAAGAUAUUCUGAGCAAGCUUGCUGAUAUCCUAGAGGAGACGCAUUAUGGAGAUGGAGAGUACAUCAUCAGACAGGGGGCCAGAGGAGACACCUUCUUCAUCAUCAGUAAGGGAAAGGUUAAUGUGACCAGGGAAGACGUGCCAAACGUAGAGCCUGUCUACCUGCGCAGCCUCGGAAAAGGAGACUGGUUCGGAGAGAAAGCAUUGCAAGGGGAGGAUGUCAGGACGGCCAACGUCAUUGCAGCAGAGGCAGUCACCUGUCUAGUCAUCGAUAGAGAUUCAUUCAAGCACCUGAUUGGAGGUUUGGAGGACGUGUCCAAUAAAGGCCACGAGGAUGCCGAUGCUAAAGCAAAGUAUGAAGCAGAGAAUGCGUUCUUCUUCAACCUCAACCUAGCUGACUUUAACAUCAUCGACACUCUGGGAGUCGGUGGCUUUGGUCGUGUUGAGCUGGUUCAGCUCAAGAGCGAUGAGAACAAAACCUUUGCCAUGAAGAUCCUGAAGAAGCGACACAUUGUCGACACAAGACAGCAGGAGCACAUUCGCUCAGAGAAACUCAUCAUGCAGGAGGCACAUUCUGACUUCAUUGUUAGACUCUAUAGGACGUUCAAGGACAGCAAGUACCUCUACAUGUUGAUGGAGGCUUGUUUAGGAGGAGAGCUGUGGACCAUUCUUCGAGACAGGGGUUCAUUUGAGGACUCAACCACCAGGUUUUACACAGCUUGUGUGGUGGAGGCCUUCGCCUACCUACAUUCCAAAGGAAUAAUCUACAGAGACCUCAAACCAGAGAACCUUAUUUUGGACCACAGAGGCUAUGCCAAACUGGUCGACUUUGGCUUUGCCAAGAAGAUUGGGUUUGGGAAGAAGACGUGGACCUUCUGUGGUACACCAGAGUAUGUAGCACCAGAGAUCAUUCUCAACAAAGGCCACGACAUCUCAGCUGACUACUGGUCGCUAGGCAUCCUCAUGUUUGAGCUCCUAACUGGCAGCCCUCCAUUCUCUGGCCCUGAUCCUAUGAAAACGUACAACAUCAUCCUGAGAGGCAUCGACAUGAUCGAAUUUCCAAAGAAAAUUACCAAAAAUGCUGCCAACUUAAUUAAAAAGCUAUGCAGGGAUAAUCCUUCAGAACGACUGGGAAACUUGAAAAAUGGUGUCAAAGACAUCCAGAAGCACAAAUGGUUUGAAGGCUUUAACUGGGAGGGCUUGAAGAAGGGGACAUUGACGCCUCCUAUCAUCCCUAACGUCACAUCAGCAGUUGACACAAGUAACUUCGACAACUUCCCAGAGGACAAUGAGGACCCACCCCCUGAUGACAACUCUGGCUGGGACGUUGAUUUUUGAAGUCCGCUUCUCAACUUAAAACCAAAAGAAACUCUUCUUUUGUUGGCUUGGAGGCCAUCUUGAGGAUACGGAUUGUGAUGUAAAAAACUGCUUUAAAAAGAAAGGAUUUGGAGAAGAAGAUAGACAGAUGGAUGGAAAACCCUCUGGGUCACCAAUAUGCCUUUAUUUCACUGUGGCUUUGGAUCAAGCAUUUAUAUUGGGACUGCUGUAGCACUUCCUCAGUGUUGUCUUACACCCUGCUCUGAAGGCAAAGACAAAGAAAGUGCAGGGAUACACACACACACACACACACACACACACACACACACACACACACACACACACACACACACACACACACACACACACACACACACACACACACACACACACACACACACACACACACACACACACACACACACACACACACACACACACACACACACACACACACACACACACAGGCUGAUAAUGGAGCCAGAUUUUCUCAUGUAACAGGGAUGAACAGUUCAACGGGUGGAUAAAUGUUCCAUAGUUUGUCUAAGUUUUGGUUCUAGGGUAAAUAAGAGUGAAAAAAUUUGGACUGCACAAAAAAGAGAGAACGCUGAUGAUUGAUUUUUUUUGUGUUGGUAUCUUUGCAAUAUUUGGUGAAAUGUUUGAUGGACAUUCGAAGGAUUUAGGAUGUUACUUCUUGACACGCAGCUGCUUGCUGCAAACUCCGAUAAUUUCCAGAGGUCUACACACUACAGUUUGCAAAUAAAACUGGUGUCUCAAGUGCUCAAGACUAACCUGAAUGUCACAUUUUCCUCUUAUUUGAAAUCCAUAAGGCAUACAGCACGUAGUAUUUGAUUUAAAAAGACACAAUCCACAACAAAAUAAAAUACUUUAUACAAGAUACCUUGAAAAGCACAAACUCUGUGCCUUCAGUGGAAAGACACGUGAAUCUUAAAAGUGCCCUGCUUAAAAUGUAAUGAAUCACACACCAACAAACAUGAAAUGUCAGCUAGUAUUUCCAUGAAGCAAUGUGUCAUUAUGCACUUAAGACUAUUAACUGAGAAAAUUAGCAGUUACAGCUCAUUUUAAGCUUGGGUAGAUGGUGCCACACUCCUUUUUUUCCUUUAAUAUGCUUUUAAUUUACACAUUUAAAUGCGUCUCUGCCUACCUACUUCUUAAUUUAGUUUUAAAAUCACCCAAAUGCCUCGUCCUCUUUUUGCCUCUGUAUAGUUCUGACAUAACUGUGAACAUGGUUUCAAUGUCUUUGGUGCUGUUAUUGAUACAUUAUAAUAAGCGAUGGUGAGGUGACAGUGCUGGUUUUGUAAAGUGAUUAUUUUGUGCCUGUUUUCUUUGUAACGUACUUGACUUUGUUCUUUUGGAAAAUUGGAGAUUUGUGUGGAAUUGUAAACUCGACAGAGGCUUUAUUUGAUAUCACUUGACACCAUGCUACAUUGUGAUAAGUGGUUUUCCUGAGUGCUUUUUCAAAAACAGGUUAAGUUAAAGCCUAAAUUAACCGAGGCGUUAACCAUAUUCACAUUAUCUUAAGACUAUCUUGACUUCAUCUAAUAGGUAUUUUUUUAAAGUCUCAUGGAGGCAGAAAAAAAGGAGGUUAUAUUGUGUGGAAGUCACAACUUCAACCUUUGGCGCCAUGAUCUCUCACCCAGCUCAUCAUCCCUCAUGUCCAAAGAUCAGAGCAAAUGUAAGUGCCUUAAACCAAUGGCAUACAAAUUAACAUCACCAGUCCUUUUCGAUGCUGCAUGAAAACAUUUACACCUCAAAAACGUCUGUGUCCUCUUAGAUGGCUGCUUCUCAUCAUUUGUCAUAUCUAAUAAAUACAUUAAUCACCAUGAAAAGAUCAUUUUUAGUCAUUUGAUGGCUGACAUGAACUUAAUUUCCUGCUUACCCCUUGUGGUAUAGCUCACAGGAACAUUCAUAAAAAGUUAGAUGAUAACAAUCUAUCAUACCUGAUACGUCUGCAAUGAAAUGCUUUUUCUCUACAUGUCUAAAAUAGGUCUUAUGAAGUAAACCACAGCUGGCCUGAGAUAAAGUGAAGUAUAAAUCCUAGAUAAGAGGGACAUCCAUCACCUGUUUCAGUCAUGAAAUGUGAGCAUGCAGCAAUGGCGUGAAUGAUUUGCAGUCUUGGAACAUUUCUCAGCUUGGUAAACAGUAUUACUCUUUACCACUGUUGACAAUAUUUGACGGUAUGAUAGCAUUGAUCAUAAUGUAUCAACAUUAUUCAAAUCAAACCACUGUUUCUCCCAUAUUAACUCAUAUUUCAUUCCAUGAAGCCAAACAGACCCACACAUUUAAAUUACAUAAAUCAUUGAGUGAAGACAUCUUAGAUCUGUGGGCAUACCAUGAGUAUUUUUUGUUGCUGUAUUAAGGGCGGGUCAUGUUUAUCACAAAGCCUUAUGUAUCCCAUCACUUCACAAACUACUGGUUUUGAGUCUUAUAUUGACCGCCUUCUGCAAUGUUACCUGAUAUUUGCCUUGUGUUAUGUUGUUUAUUCUGCUGUAAAUCAGUUUUGCAGAAUGCCACCUGUAAGAUUUUUAAAAUUAUAGAGUAAAAACAAUACUUUUGA
Molecule: messenger RNA, 4870 nt
Organism: Eleginops maclovinus (Patagonian blennie)
Lineage: Eukaryota; Metazoa; Chordata; Actinopteri; Perciformes; Eleginopidae
Product: cGMP-dependent protein kinase 1
Exons: 18
Coding region: 259-2313 (684 amino acids)
Biological process (GO): protein phosphorylation
Molecular function (GO): ATP binding; cGMP-dependent protein kinase activity
Source: RefSeq, a predicted model, not a curated record